AUGGGAGCCAAGAAGCAUCCGAAGCGAUCCGCGAGGGCAGGAACGAAACGCAACACCACUGAACAAGGCACAGACGACGCGGGAGAGGGUCUCAAGCGAUCGCGGCGGCCGCAGGGCCGCGAGAGGGGCAAUGACUACGCAGGGUUCCGCGUUCCACGGGGAGGCCCCUCGCGGACUGGCGGCAGCGGCGUGGUGGAGCGUGUGCCCGCCGCGACGAUGACGGACGUGAGGAUGUGGGACGAGGCGAUCCGGCAGCGGCGUCCCAUCGUGCUCGCCGGCCCGCCGCCGCCGGACCUGGCCCGCGCGUGGGAGACGUGGACGGACGACAGACUGAGUCAAGUUGCGGGGGGGUGUAAGGUGCUCGUCGAGCGGCGGUCGGGGGCCGCCGACACGUUCGGGCGCGGCAACCGCGAGUGCAUGCUGUUCGCGGACUUCCUCAAGGCCCUGCGGUCGCCGGCGGCGGAGCAGGUGUACCUGACAGCGCAGCCGCGCGCAGUGGCACGCGACGGACACCCCGCCAUCGCGGCGCCGCCGCUGACACGCGAGCUGCUCAGGGAUCUCCCGCUGCCGCCGGCCGUCAUGUCCGGGCUCGCGCUGCAGUCGGUGAACGUGUGGAUGGGCAGCUCGCGCGCAGGGAGCUCGUCCGGGCUCCACCACGACUUCCACGACAAUUUGUAUUUCUUAAUUCGGGGCAAGAAGAGAUUCCGUAUGUUCUCGCCCGACAAGGCGCGCGGCAUGCGCACGCACGGCGAGAUCGAGCGCGUGCACCCGAACGGCCGCGUGGUGUACCGCGGCGGCGGCGACGUGCGCGCGGACGGCGCGAGCGCCGCGGAGGUGGCGGCGUGGGAGCGCCGGCGGGCCGCGCUCGCGGCGGCGGGCUCGGACGACGGCGACGACGACGCGCUGGACGACCUGCUCGAGGCGCAGCUUCGCGACGUCGCGGCGGGGGACUUCGACGACGACUACGAGGAGGACUCCUCCGACAGCGGGGGCGACACCCCCUCCUCCGGGGGCGGGGACGACGGGGCCGGACUGGACGGCGUGGCCGCGGGGAUCGCUGUGGGCGAGCGGCGCGAGGACGCCGGGGCGCCGGAGCACUUUUCGCGGAUCGACUCGGCGCUGCUCGACGCAGGCGACGACGCCGCCGUUCGCGCGGUGGCGCCAGGCUUCCCCGGCAUGGAGUUCUGCGCGGAGGUCGAGAUCGAGGCAGGCGACGUGCUGUACAUGCCGGCGGGGUGGUUUCACGAGGUGACGUCGACGAGCGGUGCGGCGCGCGACGCAGCCGGGCACCUGGCCGUGAACUUCUGGUUCCACCCGCCGGACUCGUUGGCGCCCGGCGCGAGCGGCAUGGCCGCGGCGUACUCGUCCCCGUACUGGCCAUCGCUGUGGGAGCGCAGACGGCGACAGCUGCGGGAGGGCGGCCUGUGA
Messenger RNA from Pedinophyceae sp. YPF-701, 1428 nucleotides. The record is from the annotation of a GenBank genome assembly. Lineage: Eukaryota; Viridiplantae; Chlorophyta; Pedinophyceae.